UGUUUUGUUUUCACAAACGCUUCGUAACGGCAAAUCUUUAUUUUACCUAAGGCGAACGACGGACGAUAGGAGAAAGGGGGAUAUGGAGUUGGGGAGACAGAUUUAAACCAAAUACCGCUCUAGAAGACAACAUCAACAUACAUACAUAGAUUCUCUCCCUAAUUUUCUCUCCUCUCCCAUCAGAUCGGCCGCGUAUCCAUUUGAUUUUUGCCGGAUAUUGAACGAAUUUUCGUUUUGUAGUUCCGGAUUUUAUUGUUUCGAAUUUUUUGCUCCAGUUUUUUGUUGGAUUUAUAGAUAUAUUUAUAUUUGCAAACGAAUAGGGAUUGGGUAAUUGUUUCUGGGAAGCGUGAAUGCAAUGAUCUGAUUGUUCCUGGAGGAUUAUUGAGGUUUCAGCUAUGGGAAUCCAAUAAUUUUGUGAGAAUCUCGCUUUGAGAAGUUUUGAAUGGCGUCGGCACAGGUAUUGCGGAAGCAAGAGCAUUUGGAAGCAGGGAAAAAGAAGUUAGAGGAAUUCCGCAAAAAGAAAGCUGCAGAGAAAGCAAAAAAGUCUUCCACCUCUAAUUUACAGCGAGCUUCAGAUGUCUCUCAUUUCGAAACACAACCAUCAGAAACUGAGCGUGCAUUAAAUACCAAUUAUAACUCUGCAGGUACUUCAGAUGCACAUGUGGAGGAUCAUGUUGAAAGUAAAACUGUUCCGAAGCUUGCUGAUAAGGAAUAUGGCUUAUCCAUUGCAAGUGAAUUUAGGUCUCCUAAUGAUAAUGCUAGAACUUCAGUCUCUGCAAAUAAUCUUGACACUAAUUCAUCCGUGCAAGAGCAUCCACACUUGAAGAAUGAACACUACAAGGGAGAUGACGCUUCUGUGGGUUUGGAUAGAUUUGGAAGCACGAAAGAUGAUGCUGGAUCAUCAGCUCAAGUUUCUUCCAGGGUUGGAAAUGAUCACUUUUUGGAUCAUAAUGUAUCUUCUAGUGGGGAAAUCCAUCCUUCUGGUUACACUAGUUACCCUCUGUUAGAUACUCACCAGUCAAAUAACACUUAUGACCGCGAGAAGGAUCUUUCACACACUAGAGCUGGUGACGCUACUGCGUUCAGUAAAGCCAUUUCGGUCCAGAAUGCUGCCACUAAUUUCCUGCCAGAUAAGAUCAGUAGUAAUAGCUAUGCUAAUAAUCUAAUGUCCUCGAGUUACCCAGAUAUGGGGGACAAUAGAGCUUCUGGUGCAAGUGGUCAUACUCAGAACAUGAAUCAGUCAUUUCCAUUGCCAUGGGACCAUAGACAGGCAGAUUAUGAUUCAGAUGCCCAAAGCUCAUCAAAUUAUCCACCACCAUCGGUGCCUGCAGCUGGAAAGAGAUCCCGUCCAUCAUUUCUUGAUUCUAUUAACAUCCAGAAAGACCCAGUCUCUUCAUCCCCUCCCCUUUUUGCAGCUGCAAAAAGUGAUAUUUCACACACCAAGGUUUAUCCAGUGGAUGGCUUGGGUUCAUCAGUUUCUCAGAGAUCUGCUAACUCUUCUGUUGCUUCUGGUGACGGUGUUGACUCUUUUAAUCACACAAUCGAAAAUAAACAUGACUUCUUUUCACAGAAGCAGAAUGAAGACUUUGCUGCUUUGGAACAGCACAUUGAAGAUUUGACACAAGAGAAAUUUUCAUUGCAACGUGCUCUUGAAGCAUCACGUACUUUGGCAGAGUCUUUGGCUUCUGAAAAUUCGACUCUAACAGAAAGUUUUAAUCAACAGGGAGCUUUUGUCAACCAACUAAAAUCUGAGUUGGAACAGUUGGAGCAAGAAAUCAAUGCCCGCUUGGUGGAACUUGAAGCUGUAAAAAAUGAAUAUGCUAAUGCUCAGAUGGAAUGUAAUGCAGCUGAUGAACGAGCAAAGCUCUUGGCCUCUGAAGUUAUCGGACUGGAAGAGAAGGCAUUGCAUUUGAGGUCUAAUGAGCUAAAAUUGGAGAGGCAAUUGGAGAAUGCUCAAUCUGAAAUUUCUUCCUACAGGAAAAAGAUUUCAAGCCUUGAGAGAGAUCGUCAAGAUCUGCAAUCAACCAUUAAUGCCUUGCAAGAAGAGAAGAAGCUAUUGCAGUCCAAAUUGCGAAAAACUUCAUCUGGUGAAAAUUUCAUCAACUUCAAUAAGGUAUCAAAUGCCAAAAAAGAUAUAUCGACUUCCACAGAUGAUCUUGAUGUCGAUACCUCCACAGAAUCUGCCGAUCCAGAAUAUUUUGGUAAUCCUGUGCCUACAGAUGGAGCUUCAAGUUCUCUGAUUUUACAUGAAAGUAUGAAUGUCAACCUGGAUGCUCAAAAUAUGGAUGCUCAAAAUAUGGCCAUUCCUUCUGACCAAAUAAGAAUGAUUCAAAACAUUAACACGUUACUUGCUGAGUUGGCAUUGGAGAAGGAUCAGUUGGUGCAAGCGUUGUCUGAAGAGUCAUCCCAAAACUCCAAACUUUUGGAGCGCAACAAAGAAUUGACCCGGAAGCUUGAGGCUCAAACCCAGAGAUUGGAACUCUUGACAGCAAAAAGUUUGGCAAAUGAUAAUACUCAACCAAGACAACUGGAUUUUCAAACUAUGCAUGAAAACAACAUCACAUAUGCUGAUGAAGGCGAUGAGGUGGUGGAGAGGGUAUUGGGAUGGAUCAUGAAACUCUUCCCAGGAGGGUCGUCAUCAAGACGGCGGCCUAGCAAGCAUCUGUAGUUCUACAACAGGCAAGCAUCCUUUGUCACUAAGGUCUUUGUUUUUCUCUCAUCUCCAUUUUUGGUGCCACAUCGAAGCCAGAUUGUACACUAUGAGUGAGCUUAUGUUAGCUCUAUUCCUUCUUUCCCCGCAAGGGGGAAUUAAUAUCCACUCAUAUAUAUAUAUAUGCAUACAGAGAGUGUGUGUUCGAAUGAGAAUGUGUUGGUUGUUAUUAUUCAUUGCAAAUUUUGCAAUAGCAGCAGAGGAGACGGAAGGGGAAAUGAAGUGUAAUUAGAAAGACAAAUUGUGUUAAAAGUAGGCGAUUGAUUGAUUUUGUUUGUGUUAUUUUUGUACUAAAUGCAUACAUUCAUACAUACAUACAUACAUACAUACCUUAACUUGAGGGAGGAUGUGCAGUGGAGAAGAUGCCUUUUAAUUUCAGGAUAAGAUGAAACUUGUGUUCUAA
Molecule: messenger RNA, 3113 nt
Organism: Andrographis paniculata
Lineage: Eukaryota; Viridiplantae; Streptophyta; Magnoliopsida; Lamiales; Acanthaceae
Product: protein BLISTER
Exons: 13
Coding region: 443-2668 (741 amino acids)
Biological process (GO): regulation of growth
Source: RefSeq, a predicted model, not a curated record